Molecule: messenger RNA, 976 nt
Organism: Lemur catta (Ring-tailed lemur)
Lineage: Eukaryota; Metazoa; Chordata; Mammalia; Primates; Lemuridae
Product: ribosomal biogenesis protein LAS1L-like
Exons: 3
Coding region: 1-774 (257 amino acids)
Biological process (GO): maturation of 5.8S rRNA; maturation of LSU-rRNA
Cellular component (GO): preribosome, large subunit precursor; Las1 complex
Molecular function (GO): endonuclease activity
Source: RefSeq, a predicted model, not a curated record
AUGCGCUCACGGCUGUCUAGCGGAGUGAAGGGUGCUCGCUAUUGGCUUUGGAGCUUCUGGAUCCUCCUGACUCUGGUGCUCCUCUGCGACACUGGGGAGAAGGAAGGAGAUCGCCUCCUGGGAGUCUCAGCACUUGCUCUGCAAUCCGUGAAUGAGAAGCUGGACAGCCUGUAUUGGAGCCUCAAAUCAGCUGGCUCCAGCCUCAGGUCUGAAGCAAAGCCCCAGCAGCAGCAGGAGGAGCAGGGCAGCAUUCUUGAUGUCAAGGAAGAGGAGAAGGAAGAGAAAGAGGUCUUUCAAGACCAGGUGGAAGAGGAAGAAGAGAGUGAGGAUGAUGAGGAUGAUGAUGAAGAUGAUGAUGAAGAUGAUGAUGAAGAGGAAGACAGAAUGGAGGUGGGGCCUUUCUCUACAGGGCAGGACUCCCCCACUGCUGAGAUUGCCAAGCUCCUGGCCCACAAAAGAGAAGCUCUGCAGGGUUCUGCAUGGCAGGUUAGCUCAGAAGAUGUGCGAUGGGACACAUUCCCCCUAGGCCGAAUGCCAGGUCAGACCAAAGACCCAGCAGAGCUCAUGCUGGAGAAUUAUGACACCAUGUAUCUUCUGGACCAGCCUGUGCUAGAGCAGCGGCUGGAACCACCAAUGUGCAAGACUGGCACCCUGGGCCUGACCUGUGGUGUUGGCAGUGGCAACUGCAGCAACAGCAGCAGCAGCAACUUUGAAGGCCUUCUCUGGAGCCAGGGGCAGCUGCAUGGGCUCAAAACUGGCCUGCAGCUCUUCUGAUGCCAGCCCUGGUGCAAGUGUUCAUCCAGCCCUGCCAGGGCAACAGCCCAUGCCCCAGUGUACCUGAUGCUCCCUGAGACAACCUGAGAGACAACCCGGAUCAGCCACAUCAACGCAGCUUUCCACCACAGUGGAAUUUUGAAUGUCUUUUGGGUUUGUUUUGUUUUGAAAAACAAUAAACAGGUAAUUGUCAAAAAAAAAA